This is a messenger RNA of Pistacia vera, 663 nucleotides long. Its product is annotated as 60S ribosomal protein L15-like. Gene Ontology annotation, cellular component: ribosome; cytosolic large ribosomal subunit. Bases 1 to 621 code for a protein of 206 amino acids. Gene Ontology annotation, molecular function: structural constituent of ribosome; RNA binding. NCBI's taxonomy places the organism in Eukaryota, Viridiplantae, Streptophyta, Magnoliopsida, Sapindales, Anacardiaceae. The record is from RefSeq and is a predicted model, not a curated record. The transcript has 3 exons. Gene Ontology annotation, biological process: cytoplasmic translation.
AUGGGAACAGGAGCUUACACGUAUGUCUCGGAGUUAUGGAGGAAGAAGCAAUCUGAUGUGAUGAGGUUCUUGCAGAGGGUGAGGUGUUGGGAGUACCGCCAGCAUCCUUCAAUUGUUCGGGUCACUCAUCCUACUCGUCCUGACAAGGCCCGUCGCUUGGGCUACAAGGCCAAGCAGGGUUAUGUCGUUUACCGUGUUCGGGUUAGGCGUGGUGGGCGUAAGAGGCCUGUUCCCAAGGGUAUUGUGUAUGGUAAGCCCACCAACCAGGGUGUCACUCAACUGAAGUUUCAGCGGAGCAAGAGGUCAGUUGCUGAGGAGCGUGCUGGUCGUAAGUUGGGAGGUCUCAGGGUUGUUAAUUCAUACUGGAUCAAUGAGGACUCCACUUACAAGUAUUUUGAAGUAAUUCUAGUUGAUCCCGCACACAGUGCUAUCCGCAAUGACCCAAGAAUUCAUUGGAUCUGCAACCCUGUCCACAAGCACAGGGAACUUCGAGGCCUCACAUCUGCAGGAAAGAAGUACAGAGGUCUAAGAGGAAGGGGACACUUGCACCACAAGGCUCGUCCGUCUCGCAGAGCUACCUGGAAGAGAAACAAUACCCUUUCUCUUCGUCGCUACCGUUAAUCUUAGCAUGUGCUUAGUAUUACCGUCACAGUGUGGAUUUUG